ACCAACGAUGCGUGUGUAUGUGAGUUGCCUUUAAUUAGUUGAGCUAGCUUCUUUGCCACGUCAUGGUGCUGGGAUCCAUGUUCGCCGGGUUAUACCCUGCUCCUCCGGUGCAAUGGUACUACCCGACGCCCCGGAAGCCAAGCAGGGAGAAUCCAUUGGGCAUCACCUUCCCAGAAGGAGAGGGGUCCCCUUCAGAGCGCUUCCCCAGCGGCAGCCGGAGCACAGGUCGGAGCGACCUGGAUGAAAAGGCGGGCGGCGCAUGGCCAAUGCCCCGAUCUUUGGGCGAGGCCAUGCGGUCUGGGCAAAGUGAGUCAUGCUUGGUGGUGAAUGUCGACAGCGCGCUGGACAUUGUGCCUUCAGACAACUUUGGGCUGCACUGCUUCUGUGCCACGGCCUACUACCCAGGCGAAUCGGAAGCAGACAUCGAGGCAAGAAAGACUUCGGCAGUGCAGGGAAAUCAAAGCCUCAACUCUCCAAACGCAGAGGACUGCAUUCUGCACAAAACCGUUCUGGUGCCUUACAACUCAAGGCAGCAGCUGCUGAUGGUGGAGAUCUACGAGGUGGACACAGAUGUGGACACCUUGAUCGCCAGGGCCACGUUGCCCCUGGCGGAGCCGCGCUUGGAGCACACGGCGCCCUGGCCGCUGGUGCGGGGCAGCGACGCCGGCGGCACGCUCACGCUGAAUGUGAAGUUCCCAGAGGACCAAGGCUUUGCAACACCCAAGGCAAGUCCAAAGGCCCCCAAAGAGCUGAAUCAGGAGCUUUUGGACGAAGUAUCACCCGAGAGAAACAGUGCUUGCCGCGGCCUCGCUCUUCCAGGGGACGACGCAAUGGGCGGCUCGGAGGUGAAAGGCUUCCCCGCGCCCAUCUCCCCGGAAGGUGACUACGUCAAGUCCAAAGGUAUUGCAAAGUCCCUGGACAAGGACUUCAAAGACCUGAAGCCAGGUCUCUUCGACACCUUGAGCGGAGGCUUCCUGGACCUUUGGGUGCCCUUGACCGGCCCUCCGCCCUCGCUGUGGCUGAAAGGGGACGUUGGAGGCUUCCCCCCGCUUCCCCCUAGAGGUCGACCAGCGUCGGACAGAUAUGGGCACUUUGAAGGACCGGGUUUCGGCCACGACAGAGGCCAGAAGACCCCGGCUCCGAGACAGGCAACAGGACGCGCGCCUGCGCCACCCGUGCCAGCGCCGCCCGUGUCCCGAGCCCCAGGCAUCAUGUCCACGAUGUCGAUGUCCACCAUGUCCACGACAUCCACUAUGUCCACUGUGACCUGGCCGACACCAGCCAGUAUGGCACGCCCAGCGACCUUCGUCGCUGCGGCCUAUGCCCCGCAAGGCAUGCGGCUGCAGCGGCCGGUGCCCUCCCAGGAGCUUCGUGGCAGCGGGCGCAGACCAUCCGCAUUGAAGGACCUCGGCAGCUCUCGGCGGGACGAUUUCCGGGACGAUGGCUUCCGGGGCUCCGUGACCGCCGUGAGGACUGGGCCUGUGCCGCAAGUGGCUGCAGGCUCACGAUCGUGGGUGCCUCCCCCAAACUAUGGAGGUGGAAUGCCAAUGCUCUCCUUCCAGCCGGCUUCUACUGGGCUGCGGUCAGCAUACUACGCGGUGUGCUGACA
Molecule: messenger RNA, 1609 nt
Organism: Effrenium voratum
Lineage: Eukaryota; Dinophyceae; Suessiales; Symbiodiniaceae
Source: the annotation of a GenBank genome assembly